AUGGAACGUCCUUCGUUCUUAUCUGAAGGAGAGACACCCUCACGGGUCGGUGAUGUUACUGAAUUUGUCGAAGACGGUAAUAUUUCUCAGAUCGAAUCUCAAUGGAAUUAUUGGGAAUAUCUUUUUCCAAAUAUUAAAAUUUGUUAUCCGAUUCGUGUGAAUGAUGAUCCAGCUGUAUUGAAUUUGAUAUCUAUGAAAGGAGGUAACUUCGAUUGCACGACAAAAACAGAGAUUGAUCGAGUGAUAAAAGAUCUGCAGCUGCCAAGCUCUCGAAUUAUUUUAUCGAAUAUCAUCAAAAGUAAUUCACUCAUGCAGUACGCAGCCAGUCUUGAGGUCUCUCCGAUGUAUUUUGAUAACGAGGGUGAAUUGCUUAAAAUUGCCAACUAUUCACCAAAAGCGAAGGUUGUUCUUGGAAUCAAGACGCUCCAAUCAGAACGAAAAGCUUUUGAGUGCUCCGAUCCUCCGCCGCUUCCUUCUGCCUUCGCUGUCAAGUACGGUGCCCCGAAAUUGAAGUGGUCCUCUUUGUUUAAGUGUGCGAAAUCCCUGAAGCUUGACGUCGUUGGAAUUAAAGUUGACGUGGGGGCUCCUUGGGACAAUUCAGAUGAAUAUAUUGAUGGAUUGCGUAACGCAUAUGACGCUUUUCAAAUGGGGAAAGAAUGUGGCUUUUGCAUGAGAUUGGUGGAUUUGGGAUCCUUCUUCCCUGUUGAUGCAAACCCACAGUCCCCUCAUCUCGUGGAAGCGCAUAAAAUGGAGAAAAUGAAAAAAGGAAACGAGAUUUGGAGCCGACAGAAGUUGAUCAUCAGUGAUGGAAGGUUUCAGUCGUUUGGAUUAACAGCUUUGGGACUGAGGAUCCCACAUCCAACUGUGCUGAUGAUGACAGAGGAAUUAGAUGAAAAUACAGAUGAGUCUCCCGAUCCAUUAUUUGGUGCACCUGAAAUUGGAGAGAUAAAUACAAUUAUUCCGGGAACUCUAAUGAACGUCAGGAACAUUGUAUGUAGAGAAGAUCAAAACGAGCUUGUUGAUACUCUUGUCUUCGGGAAUACAUGCAGCUGGGACGACAUCAUUGGUGCUGAAAACAGUCGUAUGCAAUUGCCAUUACUCUCAGAGGGCGACUGGUUGGUAUUUCCAAAUAUGGGAUCCUUCACGUUGACUUUAGGAUCAACUUUCAAUGGACUUCCGCUGCCGGAAAUAGUGAGAU
Messenger RNA from Condylostylus longicornis, 1198 nucleotides. RefSeq names its product ornithine decarboxylase-like. The transcript has 3 exons. Gene Ontology annotation, cellular component: cytoplasm. Lineage: Eukaryota; Metazoa; Arthropoda; Insecta; Diptera; Dolichopodidae. Gene Ontology annotation, molecular function: ornithine decarboxylase activity. The record is from RefSeq and is a predicted model, not a curated record. The annotation marks the transcript as partial.